GGUUUCUUCCACCCCAGUGCUGUCUUCCAGGGCACAGAGGAAGAGACGAUGAAGUCCAUCAUUGGCAUUGCUCUCCUGGUGACAGUCCUUCAGAUGUCUCAGUGCCAGAACAUCCGGGACCUGACGGCCUGCAUGGACGACCAGAACUUGCGCUUGGACUGUCGCUACGACAAUAAGACUAACUACCCCCUGAAUUACCAAUUCCGCAUGACCAAGGACUCCAGGGCGAUGCGUAUCGUCGCCGGCAACAUUGGCUUGCCCGACACCGCCUUCAGAAACCGGGCCAAUGUCACCACGCACAGGAACCUGUUGUACCUCCAUGUCUAUGGGUUCACCGCUGCCGACGAAGGCACCUACGAGUGUCACGUGAAGAUCACCAGUGACCUAACUGGCACCCAGACGAGGAAUAUCACUGUGGUCAAAGACAAGCUCGUCAAAUGUGCCGGCAUCAGCGUCCUGAUCCAGAACACUUCGUGGCUCCUCCUCUUGCUCCUUUCCCUGCCUCUCCUCCAAGCCGUGGAUUUCGUGUCCCUCUGAAGACUGAACGAGAAGCGAGCGAAACAGGGGGGUGGGGGUGGGGGGAAGGAAACAGCUGAGAAGCACACGAGCCAACACCCACCACCGGAGCGUGGCCCUUUUCGUGGGAAGGAGUCCGCCAAGAGGGACGAUGGUUUGAAACCUUACCCCCCACACACACCCCGUUGUAUCUCCAUAUUAUCUCUCUAUAUCUCUCUCUAUAUAGCCGCAUAGCUAACAGAAGUGACUUGAUUUUGCGCUGACCCACCGGCAUUGCACCGUCGCAUACGAGCAACGCAUUGCGGGGGGGUGGCAGUCGGGGGGGGACCCCAUGCAAGCAUGAUGACUUUUUUUCCGUGGCACUGCUUUCCCCCACCCCCCCAUGCCGACUCCUCCCGUUUCUCUCCCCUCUGCAAGCGAGGCGGCGGAGGAGCCGCGCGGACAGAGGUCGCCUCGCCUCGCCCAAUUAACGUCUUCCAAAUUUCAGUGAGUUGCUGGACUUAGAGACUCAAGGCAAAGAGAGGAGCCUCGUGUCUGAAGGGGCACAGAGCCAAAGUGGCAAUGUAGGAAGAGAUGGGUGGAUGUUCAGCCCCGUGAAAAGAAAGGGAAUGUGCUCAUUUUACAGAUGGGUGGGAAACAGGCCCGUCUGAGCAUCAGGCGCUUUUCUGGAUGUGCCGGCACUGGUCUAGGGUUUGAUGGAGUCUCUGGGUGGCCUCCAGUGUCAGGUUGUGUUGCCCACCUGCCUGGCAGCUUCCGCACAGGUCUCCGAUUGCAGGCAACGAGUCGUCGUCUCAGCCAGGGAGCGACAAAAGCAUGCCAUUUCAGCCUAGGAAGUGGACCCGAUCGAACUGGAGGUGUGACACCCCGCCCCCCAUAGCCAGGAACGUGCUGGAGUAACUGUAGCCCCUCAAUGCGUCAUACAUACGGAAUCAUAGAUUUCUGGAGCAGAUUUCUGGAGUGGCUCCCUUUUCAGGCUGCCUGAGUUCUUGGGUUAACCCCGCCCGAGCUGCCGGCAGCCAGUUUUUGAUCACGGCUGCAAAGCCUCCUCUGAGGGAAAGGCCAAGGUAUCUUUGGUUCUAGAGCAGGGGUGUCAAACAUAAGGCCCGGUGGGCUGGAACCGGCCCCUCCAGGGAACUUAUGCGGCUCGUGAGCAACUAGUGGGAGGGAGGGAACAGGAGAGUGGGCGGAGCCCCUGUGUCUUCAGCACGGCGGAACAACUUCAUCUGCCGCAGACAAGCAGCGUGGGAGCAUCUGCCUAGUGCUGCUCCAGUGGUUCUCCGGUCUGCCCAUAUUGGUUUUCCUUUGCACCUCCCCCCCCCCCCCAG
Molecule: messenger RNA, 1841 nt
Organism: Gekko japonicus
Lineage: Eukaryota; Metazoa; Chordata; Lepidosauria; Squamata; Gekkonidae
Gene: THY1
Product: Thy-1 cell surface antigen
Exons: 3
Coding region: 49-537 (162 amino acids)
Source: RefSeq, a predicted model, not a curated record